AUGUCAUUCACCCGCUCAGUCCGUAUCCCUCUCCGUUCACUCCCACGCACCAUCUACAGGACAUCCCCCCUUCUAUCCCUCGCACGCCCACUUUCUCUCCCCCAACAGCAGCAGCAUCGCCUCCCCAUCGUCCCCCUCGCUCGCUCCUACUCCGCCGCUGGGUUAUCCAAAGACGAGAUCACAGCCCGCGUGCUAGAAGUACUCAAGUCCUUCGAAAAAGUCGAUUCUUCCAAGCUCGCAACAAACAGCACCUUCACAACCGACCUUGGACUGGACAGCCUUGAUGCUGUAGAGGUCGUCAUGGCCGUCGAGGAGGAGUUUAGCAUUGAGAUCCCUGAUGCAGAGGCUGAUGCGAUCACUACUGUUCAAGAGGCCAUCGACUACAUCGCCAAAACCCCCGAAGGUGCGCCCUCCCUCCCUUCCCCAACAUACAAUACUGACACUUUUUUUCUUUCUUUAGCUAUCUGA
Molecule: messenger RNA, 468 nt
Organism: Dacryopinax primogenitus
Lineage: Eukaryota; Fungi; Basidiomycota; Dacrymycetes; Dacrymycetales; Dacrymycetaceae
Product: acyl carrier protein
Exons: 3
Coding region: 1-468 (155 amino acids)
Biological process (GO): fatty acid biosynthetic process
Cellular component (GO): mitochondrion
Molecular function (GO): acyl binding; acyl carrier activity
Source: RefSeq, a predicted model, not a curated record